AAUUAGACGAAAGCAGCAAAGUCAAACAUUAAGCCUCAGAGCCAGUCAAAUCUGCCCAUUUCGCAACCGAAGGGCUAAAGGUUUCGGAUAAUCAUUUACUUCUUGGGGAGUCAAAAAAGUGCGAAGCUGAGAGACACUCAUUUGAAAGGAAUGAGGACCCUGCACUCUACCUCCCUCAGGUGAACGUCAGGCCCCGGGAGAGGAGGGACGCCAUGUCCACUAGAGCCGAAACCACGGCCACCACGGGGGGGCCGCCCUGCAGCGGGGACGGAAUCACGGCUCCAGUGCCAGCCUCCAGCAAAGGCAUGUGCUCGGUCCGACACGGGCUGGCCCUCCUCUUGCAUCUCUGUAACUUUGCGAUUUCCACCCAACAAAUGAACUUGAGCAUUGCCCUCCCAGCGAUGGUGAACGGCACGGCCCUGCCCAGCCCGCCCAAUGCCUCUUCCUCUGUCGCCCUGGGCGACAGGAACGGAACUCUGAUGGGACUUAAGGUGCUGGCGCCCGUGUAUGCCUGGAGCCCGGAGAUCCAGGGGGUCCUCCUCAGCUCCCUCAGCUACGGCUCCUUCGUGGCCUCGAUCCCCAGUGGCUAUGUGGCCGGGCUAGUCCGACCCCGGCACCUGAUCGGCACCGCCCUGUUGACCGUCUCCGCCCUGAGCCUCUUCAUCCCGCUGGCGGCGGAGGCAGGUGUGGCCCUGCUCAUCGUCCUCCGGACCGUCCAAGGCGUGGCCCAGGUGAUGAUACAAACCAGCCAGUAUUUAAUUUGGGUGAAAUGGGCUCCCCCCUUGGAGAGGAACCAGCUCAUCACCAUUUCCAUCUCAGGGCUCAUGCUGGGCUCCUUGACCGUCCUCCUUGUCGGUGGCUUCCUCUGCGAGACGCUCGGGUGGCCAUACGUCUUCUACAUCUUCGGUGAGUUUGUGCGUCUCUCCCAUCUCAGAAGAAAGAACCUUUGCAGAAGCCUGACUAGCAGGGGCCAUGCUGACCGGCAGUCCAACCGGGAGGGCCUUCUCAAGCUCACGGGGCAGACGCUAGGCUCCGGACUGCCCCACGCCAUCGGCAGCAGCAAGGAAGACGGCCCGGGCCAGGGCCAGUUCCGGGGGGACCGGGUCUCCACGGGGGGGGCCACGGCCCCGGCUUUCUUCCAGGACUGCGAACCCGACGGGUCCCUCCCCGUCAAGGCCAUGGCCAAGUCCCUGCCGCUCUGGAGCGCCUUGCUGUCCCAGUUCAGCGAGCACUGGUUCUUCUACGUCUUGAUGGCGUACCUGCCCACCUACCUCCACUCCGUCCUCCACGUGGACCUCCGCGCGAGUGGCUUCCUGUCCGCCCUGCUGCUUGGCGUGGCCUUUGUCAGCAUCAUCCUGGGGGGCCUGCUGGCGGACUUCCUCCUCUCCAGACGCAUCCUCUCGCUCCUUGUCCUCAGGCGGCUCUUCACCGCCAUAGGGGUGCUCUUCCCCAGCCUGUUCUCCGUGCUCCUGCCCUGGGUCAGCUUCAGCCUGGGUGUCACCAUGGCCUUCUUGGUCCUGAGUUUGGCCACCAGCAGCCUCUGCCAAUCUGGGGCCCUUGUCAACUUCAUAGACAUUGCUCCCAGGUACACUGGCUUUAUCAAGGGCUUAUCCUUGGUCUUUGUUCAGCUCUCAGGAGUCAUCGCUCCCACGGUUUCUGGAUUUUUCCUCAGUCAGGACGCCGAGCUGGGAUGGAGAAACAUCUUCCUGCUGUCCGCGGCUGUGGACGUCUCGGGUCUGGUCUUCUUCCUCGUCUUCAGCCGAGCGGAGGUGCAGGACUGGGCCCGCGCGCAGACCCUCACCCGCCUGUGAGCCGUGGCCGGGCGUUGCCCUUUGGUGCUUUCGUUGAACCGACUUUGCUUCCGGUCUCUUCUCGGACCCUGAAGGCUCCG
This is a messenger RNA of Myotis davidii, 1891 nucleotides long. RefSeq names its product solute carrier family 17, member 4 (gene SLC17A4). The transcript is spliced from 12 exons. The record is from RefSeq and is a predicted model, not a curated record. Bases 213 to 1811 code for a protein of 532 amino acids. Gene Ontology annotation, molecular function: transmembrane transporter activity. Gene Ontology annotation, biological process: monoatomic anion transport; transmembrane transport. NCBI's taxonomy places the organism in Eukaryota, Metazoa, Chordata, Mammalia, Chiroptera, Vespertilionidae.